Drosophila sechellia is the source of this 3060-nucleotide messenger RNA. RefSeq names its product probable cytochrome P450 6a23. Lineage: Eukaryota; Metazoa; Arthropoda; Insecta; Diptera; Drosophilidae. Gene Ontology annotation, molecular function: oxidoreductase activity, acting on paired donors, with incorporation or reduction of molecular oxygen; iron ion binding; monooxygenase activity. The record is from RefSeq and is a predicted model, not a curated record.
CAUUCCGGUUGGGAACUCAUUGUGGAGCGGACUGAGACCGAGAUAUGUCGCUGUUACUAACGCUGAUCGCAAUUCUAGUGUCACUGCUUUUGUUCGUGGCCCGCCGACGUCAUGGAUACUGGCAGAGGAGGGGUAUUCCGCACGAUGUGCCCCAUCCAAUAUACGGGAACAUGAAGGACUGGCCCAAGAAGCGACACAUCGCGAUGAUCUUCCGGGACUACUAUUUGAAGUACAAAUCUUCCGAUUAUCCGUUUGCCGGGUUCUACUUCUUUUUCACCCGGUCUGCUGUCAUCACCGACUUGGAAUUGGUCAAGAGGGUGCUGAUCAAGGACUUCAAUAACUUCGAGAAUCGUGGCAUUUUCUACAACGAGAUCGAUGAUCCGCUGUCGGCCACCUUGUUCAGCAUCGAGGGUCAGAAGUGGCGUCAUCUGAGGCACAAGCUAACACCCACUUUUACGUCCGGCAAAAUGAAGAACAUGUUUCCGAUUGUUGUGAAAGUUGGGGAGGAAAUGGAAAAGGUUUUCAGUGCCAAAACCGCCACAGGUCAAGGUCAAGUUCUGGAAAUUGUGGAUCUGGUGGCUCGUUAUACGGCUGACGUGAUCGGUAAUUGUGCCUUCGGUCUAAAUUGCAAUAGUUUGCAAAAUCCGAAAGCAGAGUUUGUGGCAAUUGGAAAAAGGGCGAUCAUAGAACGUCGUUAUGGAGGACUAUUGGAUUUCCUAAUUUUCGGAUUUCCCAAGCUUUCUCGCCGCUUGCGGCUUAAACUAAACGUGCAGGAUGUUGAGGACUUUUACACAGGCAUCGUUAGGAAUACAAUCGACUACCGAUUGAGGACCAACGAAAAGCGUAACGACUUCAUGGACAGCUUAAUCGAAAUGUACGAGAAGGAGCAGGCUGGAAACACUGAGGAUGGACUGUCCUUCAACGAGAUCUUGGCACAGGCCUUUAUUUUCUUUUUGGCUGGCUUCGAGACCAGCUCUACGACCAUGGGAUUCGCCCUGUACGAGCUGGCCCGCAAUCAGGAUAUUCAGGAUCAACUUCGAGAGGAGAUCAACAGUGUUCUGGGCAAGCACAACAACGAGUUUACCUACGAGGGCAUCAAGGAGAUGAAGUAUCUGGAGCAAGUUGUCAUGGAAACCCUUCGCAAGUAUCCAGUUCUGGCGCAUCUAACGCGAAUGACCCAGACUGAUUUUUCGCCGGAAGAUCCAAAAUACUUCAUUGCCAAGGGAACCAUUGUUGUGAUCCCAGCUCUUGGCAUUCACUAUGAUCCGGAAAUCUAUCCCGAACCGGAGGUGUUCAAGCCGGAGCGAUUUACGGAUGAGGCGAUCGCCGCGAGACCCUCGUGCACCUGGCUUCCGUUUGGAGAAGGUCCCCGGAAUUGCAUCGGUCUUCGGUUUGGACUGAUGCAGGCCUGUGUUGGAUUGGCCUAUCUAAUCCGGGGCUAUAAGUUCAGUGUGUCCGCAGAAACACAAAUUCCCAUGAAGAUUGUCGUGAAAAGCAUUCUUCUGUCUGCUGAGAAUGGCAUUCACCUUAAAGUUGAGAAGCUUUCCAAACAACGCUUGGAAUUGGUUUCUCAGAUCAGUCUGCUCAAAAUGGCGAUCCUGCUCGGUCUGGUGGUCGGUGUCCUUACGCUAGCCGCUUGGUGGGUGCUCCAAAACUACACUUACUGGAAACGGCGAGGAAUUCCCCAUGAUCCACCCAAUAUUCCGCUCGGCAAUACCAGCGAACUUUUGAGAACGAUGCCGCUGGCCAGCAUCCUCAAGCGAACCUAUCUGAAAUUCAGCAAACAAACCGACGGACCCUUUGUGGGCUUCUACCUCUAUGCUAUGAAGUACAUCGUCAUCACGGACGUGGAUUUUCUAAAAACCGUGCUGAUUCGCGAUUUCGACAAGUUUCACGAUCGCGGAGUGUAUCAUAACGAAAAGGAUGAUCCGCUGACCAAUAGCCUGGCAACCAUCGAGGGUCAAAAGUGGAAAAAUCUGCGACAGAAGCUGACCCCAACCUUUACGUCUGUCAAAAUGAAGAGCAUGUUUUCCACGGUCUUAAACGUGGGCGAUGAGAUGAUUCGCGUGGUCGAUGAGAAGCUCUCCAGUUCUUCGCAGACCCUGGAAGUCACUGACCUCGUGUCCCGCUUCACAUCCGACGUAAUUGGCAUCUGUGUUUUUGGGCUGGAAUGCAAUAGUCUGCGGGAUCCUAAGGCGGAGUUCGUCCAAAUGGGCUAAAUUGGCCGUAAAACUAGGAUUCCAGUUCUUCCCUCGGUUCAGAAGUUCUACAUGAAAAUCGUCCAAGACACCAUAGAUUACAGGGUAAAGAGUCGGAAUGAUUUCAUGGACACGUUGAUUGAGAUGAAACUGCAGUACGAUAAUGGCGACAAGGAGAAUGGACUUGCCUUCAAUGAGGUCGCUGCCCAGGCGUUCGUAUUUCUCCUGGCUGGUUUUGAGGCGGAAUCCACAACCAUGGGAUUCACACUUUAUGAGCUGGCCUGCAAUCCUGAUGUUCAGGACAAGUUGAGGGCUGAAAUCGAUAGUGUGCUGGAAAGGCACAAUGGUAAACUAGAAUAUGAUUCCAUGCAGGAGUUGACUUACACGGAAAAGGUGAUCAAUGAAUCGCUAAGGAAACAUCCUGUGGUAGCCCACUUGGCUCGCAUUGCCACCAAGCCGUACCAGCACAGUAAUCCCAAGUAUUACAUCGAGGCCGGCACUGGAGUGCUCGUGUCCAUUCUGGGCAUCCAUCAUGAUCCCGAGUUCUAUCCGGAGCCGGAAAAGUUCAUCCCAGAACGAUUCGAUGAAGAGCAGGUAAAGAAGCGUCCCAACUGCGCUUUCCUACCCUUCGGAGCUGGUCCCCGAAAUUGCAUUGGACUCCGAUUCGGACGGAUGCAGGUCGUCAUUGGAUUGGCCCUGCUAAUACAUAAUUUUAGGGUCGAAUUACAUCCCAAGACGCCAGUGCCGAUGAAAUACACAAUCAAGAAUCUUCUGCUGGGCUCCGAGGGCGGAAUCCAUCUCAAUGUCGCCAAGGUAGUGAGAGACUAAAGUGUUAUUUAUUUAUUUAUUUUCGUUGUUUGUU